ACGAGGCCUCUUGCAGACUCCUGGAGCAGCCUCCCACGUGUCAACCCUAUUCUCAGGGCACACACAUUUCUUUGGGCCAAAGAACCUUAAAACAGUUGGCACUGACUACACUUUACCACCAUCUGUUCUCCAGCUGCUCUGCUGGUUCAGAGCAGCACAGUAAGACAGUGGGGAUCCCUGGUAUCCUUGGAAAGGCAAGGUCCAGAAAUGGGGAGGAGGGGGGGCAGAGAAGGGGAAGCCUGGACAGUGGGGACCCCUGGGAUCCCCGGGACAACAAAGUGGGGAACCUGGAGAGGGGGAAGGUCUGGGAACGCCGCACCCUGAAGGUGAAAGUCAGAGCAGAAGGGACCCUUGGGACCCCCAAUACUGCCAGCAUCCCAAAGUGGGACCCCCAGCAUCCCAGACAGGGCAGACCCUCUGAACCACAGAGGGCAGAGACCACAAUGGGGGAAGUCUUGGGAGCGCUUUUUUAGACAGAAUUUUCAUAUUCUUGAGUAUUUUUUUCCUGAAUCUCAACUUUUUGCAGUCUGGGGGGGGGCUUCAUCUUGCUAUUUCUGAGAGGUUGUUUGCCUGAAUCCUGGUGGUUUGGGUUUUUCUGGGCUGAAUCUUGGUGUUUUGGAGGUUUUUAUGGACACAGGAUGCCCAGUGAGUUCUAGAGAUGGACUUGGGCAGGAGGAACCCCCAAGCCAACAUGCUCAGCCCUUGUUUUCCCCCCAUCAGGAUUUGUCCUUCCCAAAGCUUGGGCGGAUGGAGGAGGAGGCUGCGAGGAAGAGGAAGAUGCCUUGGGCCCCCCAGGCAGGUGAGGAGGAAGUCAGUGUCCCUUUGGGCGGGUGUUGUGCUGGCUCUGUCAGCCCAGCAUGGCCCCGGCUGCAGGACAACCCCGCUGGCGCCGCCGUCCUGCCGGGGCCGGAGUUGGGGGGAUGUCCUUGGCCUUCCCUGUGGGCCGGAGGCAAAUCCCCUCCCUGUCCUUCUUGCUUCCUGCCCCAGGCCCCGAGCUGAGGACGGAGAGCCCGGAGGACAAAUCCCCCCGUGAGACCCUGGUGGGAGAGGCCGUUUUGAAGGGCUCCCCGGCGCAGGAAGGCAGCGGGGAGGGAAAGGGCCGGAGAUCCCCCCGCAGGAGGGGCUCCAAAGCCAUCCCAGGGUGCUCUGAGGAGGAAAGAGCCAGCCUGUGCCAGGAAGGCGGCCGGAGCUUGAGGCGGAGCUCUGAGCUGGUGGUCCCUGAUCAGCCUCCCAGCAGGGAAAAGCCCUUCAGGUGCUUGGAAUGUGGGAAGACCUUCAGCAGGAGCACCACCCUCCUCUCUCACCAGCACAUCCACACUGGGGAACGUCCCUACCCCUGUGGGGAAUGUGGGAAGAGCUUCAGGCAAAGCUCCAAGCUUAUCCAACAUCAGCGCAUCCACAGUGGGGAAUGGCCCUACACAUGUAGGGAAUGUGGGAAGGGCUUCAGUGACAGGUUCACUCAACGCAUCCACCAGCGCAUCCACAGUGGGGAACGGCCCUACACGUGUGGGGAAUGUGGAAAGAGCUUCAACUGGAACUCCAACCUCCUCACCCACCAGCGCAUCCACACUGGAGAACGUCCCUACACGUGUGGGGAAUGUGGGAAGAGUUUCAGACACAGCUCCACCCUGCACUCCCACCAGCACAUCCACACUGAGGAACGGCCCUACACGUGUUGGGAAUGUGGGAAGAGCUUCAACUGCAGCUCCCACCUCCACACCCACCAGCGCAUCCACACUGGGGAACGGCCCUACAAGUGCUUGGAAUGUGGGAAGAGGUUUCAGACCAGCUCUCAUCUCCUCAGACAUGAGCGGACGCACACGGAUGAGAGGCCCUUCCGCUGCACCGACUGUGGGAAGGGCUUCAAGCAGAACUCCACCCUCGUCACCCACCGGCACAUCCACACCGGGGAGAGGCCCUACAAGUGUGGGGCGUGUGGGAAGAGCUUCAUCCGAAACUCUACCUUGACCAAACACCAACGGACCCACCAGUAAGGGAAGCCCUACCAGUGCCCCAACUGCAGGAAGAGCUUUGGCUGUAGGACUGACACGCAAAAAAGGUUUCAAAAGGUCUUCAGGAUUUUGAGUAUCUGCACUCCAACAUCAGUUUAUUCUUUUGAAUAUGUGUAAGUUUAACAUCAUUUUAGUCUGAAAGCCAAAUUCACCACUACCCCAUUCCCUGAUAACCGUGGGCUGAUUCUGACAAGUGAGGCAGAAAUUACCCACUGCCCAGCAAAAACCAGUGGGGCCAGCCAGUGGUCUCUGCCCUGGCAGCCCAGUUUCCCCAGUCUCAUCUCAAAAUGACCAGUUACACUGAAGCAAAGAGCACUGGAACCAGUGCAAG
Messenger RNA from Pseudopipra pipra, 2343 nucleotides. Its product is annotated as zinc finger protein 239-like. The coding region runs from base 858 to 1994 and encodes 378 amino acids. Gene Ontology annotation, molecular function: RNA polymerase II cis-regulatory region sequence-specific DNA binding; DNA-binding transcription factor activity, RNA polymerase II-specific. Gene Ontology annotation, biological process: regulation of transcription by RNA polymerase II. The transcript has a single exon. Lineage: Eukaryota; Metazoa; Chordata; Aves; Passeriformes; Pipridae. The record is from RefSeq and is a predicted model, not a curated record. Gene Ontology annotation, cellular component: transcription regulator complex; PcG protein complex; chromatin.